AUGGAUGACCUGUUGGAUGAGAGUAUCCCUAGAUUAACAUUUACUUUGCUACAGGUUAAAAAGUUCUUGGAUGAUUUAUUUUGCCUGAUGCCGGAGGACAGGAUCGGAGAAGUGGUGGAUGUGUUCGAUGAAUUUGACAUAAAUAUUUCAUUUACAACUGAGGUAGAAGUAGAAGGCAGAUUACCCUUCUUGGAUGUGUUACUGGUGAGAGAAAAUCAAACCAUUAUUACAGAUUGGUAUACCAAACCAAUGGCGUCUGGCCGGUAUCUCAACUAUUACUCCAGUCAUCAACUGAAACAUAAGUUAAUUCUCAUCACAGGUAUGAAGAAUAGACUAUAUGGUAUAUGUGAUAGAUCCAAAUAUGAGGGCUCAUUACAGAGACUUAAAACCCUAUUAAUACAGAACUCAUACCCAAUUAGGUUGAUAAAUAGAAUAUUUUAUAACAGCUCACCAGCUGUUAAUGACAUAAUAAAUAACACAGAGAGUUCAGAUGUGAUAGUGGAGACAGAUACACAGAAUUAUAAAUAUUACAAAUUGCCACAUUAUGAUCAAAUAACGUCGAAGAUCAUAUCAUUGUUCAAAGGAAUAAAUGAGUUGAGAUUCGUCAGGACAAUUCCUAAUAAGUUGAAAAGAUUUGUCUUUACACACCUAAAGGAUAAAGAAGGACCAUAUAACACUACGAAUGUUAUCUAUCGGAUUGAUUGUAGCACAUGUGAAGGGGCAUAUAUUGGCCAGACGGGUAGGAGACUUAACACGAGGUUAGAAGAACAUAAAAGAGACACAAGACUAAUGAGGUCAACCACAGGAUUGGCGAGACAUACAGUGGAUACGGGCCAUAUCAUGAAUUUAAAUGAUGUCAAUAUUUUAAGAAAGGUGAACAACCAUAAUAAGAGGCUCUUCUUGGAAUCUGCGGAAAUUAAUAUGUGUGACAACAGUGUGAAUAUAAAUACAGACUAUAGUGCACUCAGUGACAUCUACUGUAAUAUCUUGGAGAUGAUUAGAUUGCGAAGAACGGAUAACCCCAAUAUGACAAGAAACAUCGAACCUGGCUGA
This is a messenger RNA of Coccinella septempunctata (seven-spotted ladybird), 1053 nucleotides long. RefSeq lists its product as uncharacterized. Bases 1 to 1053 code for a protein of 350 amino acids. The record is from RefSeq and is a predicted model, not a curated record. The transcript has a single exon. Lineage: Eukaryota; Metazoa; Arthropoda; Insecta; Coleoptera; Coccinellidae.